CAUCAGCGCUAAGACGACUCACCCUUAUCUCUUGGCUGGCUCCUUUGUGUAUAAAGUGUUUAUCGGUCUAUUUAUAGACACUGUCCCAUCGCGACCUUAGGAACCGCUGCAUUAAUUGGUUACUAAUUCCUUUGUUCCUUUCCAUCUCUUGCACAUAUAUAGACUGAUUUAUAUUUAUUUUAUAUCACAAACCUCGCUCUAGCUGUACUUGUCAUGACUGGUGGGAAGAAAAGCUCCAAGGGGAAGAAGAAGAGGAGGAGGUCAGUGUCUUGUGAAGGUGGGACGCAGGUAGAAAAGAAGAAAAGGAGUACAGAGACAAUCCAGCAGGAAACAGAAAGCACUUUUCAGCCUGCUGGGAGCAAUGAGAAUGAUGCUGAGGAUCUUAGUGACAUAGAGGAAGGAGGGCUCGAUCUGAAUGUUCCCCUCAAACCAAUUAGCUAUUACAUUUCCGACAAGAAAGAAAUGCUUCAGCAGUGCUUCAGAGUGGUCGGUGAAAAGAAACUGCAGAAGAUGCUUCCUGAUCUAUUAAAGGGUUAUUCAAUUGAGGAGAUCAAACAGUUGUGUCUCGAGCAGCUGGAAUUGGUAUCAGAAAAGAGACUACUGAAAAUCCUUGAAGGUGAGCAAGGUAUAGAUUCCGCCACUGAGGAGGAAUACGAUGCACAUAUGACCAGGUCUGGGGCAGAUACAGCCAUUCAAAACGAUAAUGCUGUAGAUUCCACUUCUUCAGUGAAAGAUAAUGCUGGGUUUGAGGAUGCAGAUUCAAAAACUGGUAGAGGAGAAGACUGUGAUGCCAUUAGCAUAAACGCUGAUACUUUUGACAGUGACAUUGAGGAGGUGUGCCCUGAAGAACGAGGUCAGGCAACACCUGCCGUAGUAGUCCCAAAAGCAGCUGGUCAGCCAGAUGACCUUGUCAUGGACAUUGAGAAAAGUGUGAAUGAAAUCCUGGGGUUGGCUGAGCCAGUAGCAGAAGAAGUUCAUGCUCACUCGACAACUGUGCUUGCAGAGGAUGUGCAGCCGUCUGCACAACAGCUGGAACUGUUAGAGCUAGAAAUGAGGGCUCGAGCCAUUAAAGCUCUGAUGAAGGCUGGUGAUGUCAAGAAGUUGUGAAACUAUGCUGUCUUCUUGCUUCAAUCACCUUACUUGACAAGAAGUUUGUGCACUAUAGCAAAAAAACUAUUAGUUUCAGUAGGGAUCACUGUGAAUAUAUUAUUGUUGUGUACCUUUUUAGUCACUGUUUGAAAUUUCUAUCAAUGCACAAUAAUGACCAUAUUGUUAUAACUGGCAGUGAUGGUGGUGGAUGACACUGCCCUAAUAAAGAAAGUUAUUUUGUUUUUACACAA
Molecule: messenger RNA, 1340 nt
Organism: Pelobates fuscus (common spadefoot toad)
Lineage: Eukaryota; Metazoa; Chordata; Amphibia; Anura; Pelobatidae
Gene: CAAP1
Product: caspase activity and apoptosis inhibitor 1
Exons: 6
Coding region: 214-1107 (297 amino acids)
Source: RefSeq, a predicted model, not a curated record